This is a messenger RNA of Doryrhamphus excisus (bluestripe pipefish), 3214 nucleotides long. It is a transcript of the gene lonrf1, whose product is annotated as LON peptidase N-terminal domain and ring finger 1. Gene Ontology annotation, molecular function: ubiquitin protein ligase activity; protein binding. NCBI's taxonomy places the organism in Eukaryota, Metazoa, Chordata, Actinopteri, Syngnathiformes, Syngnathidae. The record is from RefSeq and is a predicted model, not a curated record.
UUGAUAGUGAAAAAAAACAGUGACGGAGCCACAGUCUACGGGCACUGGACGUCUACACGAGGAACACAAGAUUCGUGAGUUACGCCUAGCUUUAUUUACUUUUUUACAACAUCCCCAACAUGUCGUUGGAGCAGCCUGCCGAGGAAGGGACGGUGGAAAGGAACGCCUUCUUUAUCGGCAUUGACACGGAAGACGUUCUGGAGGAAGAGGAGGACCACCAUCAGCUCAUCCUUCAGAAAGCCAACGCUUUAGCUUCGGAUAACUCCCUUAAAGAGGCAAUUUACUGGUUUUCCGUAGCAAUGCAGUACGGGCCAGUCAGACCAGAGCAGCUAAGUACUUUUGUGGACUGUAUAGUGCGGAAUUUCAAGAAAAAGGCCGCCCCAGCUUCGGACGAGAGGCACAAUGUGGAGGUGGAGGAGGCAAAGGAGGAGCAGCAGCAACAGCAACACUCAUGGGACGAAGUGUUCGACUGUCCGCACUGUCACAGCUUUUUAGGAGAACCUGUCACUUUAGCAUGUGGACAUUCAUUUUGUCGGAGGUGUUUACGACGACGGCUGCUCUCCAAAUGUAAAUUGUGCAACGAAGCCGCGAAGCUGGAAGGCAAACCUAAUGUGUUGCUGUGCGGGCUUUUAGCUAAAUGGUUCCCCGAAGAGGUGAAAAGGUCGAAACUAUUACGAGAAGUAGACGAGCUGUGUAAACGAAGAUGCCACAAAGAGGCUGUGACGCUAGCGAGCGAUGUCAUUCAAAGUGAGCCUGACACAGCAGUGGAAGCACGACUGUCUCGAGCAGAGGCCUACAUGUCUCUACAGCAGUUUGAUCUUGCUUUGGAAGACACCGAGUUGUGCCUAUCAUCCAGCUGUUCUGCUGAGGCUUUAUUUUGGAAAGCCAUGGUGCUACAAGAGAUGGGCGGAGUGGACGAGUCUCUCCAAGUCUUCCUCAACUGUCUGGCUGUGGAUGAGGACUUCCCCUGUGCAAAGAGACAAGUAGAAAAGAUAUUCUGUGACCUCCUCUCUUCAUCCGGUGACAACGUCAAGGUCAUUGUUAGGGAAACUGCACAAAAUCCAGUGGCCCAUCUGCACAAUAAAACCUUGGUGGCUGAUGCACAAGCCAGUCAGCAUAGUCCAGUCCAAAGACCAAACCAACAACAGAAACGCCGGGGGAGUCUUAAGCGUCCCUGUCUGAGCGAAGCUGAUUCGGCUCGUUUUGACUAUGAGACAGGCGGUGAAGAGGGCCUGAAGAGGGUUUCCUCCGCCCCUCAGCUUGGAGGCGAGGAGAAGACGGUCUUGCUGAAGAGGAAGUUGUCUGUCUGUGACACAGAGACUUGCAUUGUGGACAAGGGGGGAAGCAAGUAUAAAAAACAAGGUCUGAAAAAAAGCUCCAAAAAAGCCCAAGCUAAAACGUGCAGACGUGUUUCCCUGAACCUCAUUGACCCCAAUGAUCUUGAGUGUGCUCUCUGCAUGAGGUUAUUAUACGAGCCUGUGACAACACCGUGCGGCCACACCUUUUGUAAAAACUGUCUGGAACGCUGUUUGGACCACAUGCCGCAGUGUCCCCUCUGUAAAGAGAGCCUAAAAGAGUAUCUAGCAAGUAGGAAGUACAUGGUGACGAGUGUCUUGGAUGUGCUGAUCAAACAGUAUUUGGGUAAGGAGCAUGACGAGAGAUCCAAAACUCACCUGGAUGAAACCAGAGAGCUUUCCCACCUAACAAAGAACGUGCCUAUCUUUGUGUGUACCAUGGCGUACCCCACCGUGCCUUGCCCCCUGCAUGUCUUCGAGCCACGUUACCGCCUGAUGAUCCGCCGCUGCGUGGACACGGGCACACGGCAGUUUGGGAUGUGUAUUAGCGACCCGCAGAAAGGGUUCGUUGACUACGGAUGCAUGCUCAUCAUCCGGAGUGUCCACUUCUUGCCUGAUGGUAGAUCAGUGGUGGACACUGUUGGAGGGACGCGCUUCCGUGUCCUCUCUCGAGGAAUGAGGGACGGUUACUACAUUGCUGACAUCGAGCAUUUGGAAGACACUCGGGUGGAUGACGGCAAAGAGCUGGCGAGCCUACAGGAGCUGCACGAUGCCGUGUACGAGCAGGCUCGUACCUGGUUCCAAAACCUCAAGUUGCACUUUCACAACCAGAUCCUACAGCACUUUGGACCAAUGCCAGAGCCAGAAGCUGAUAUCCAGGCGACUCCUAACGGUCCAGCAUGCUGCUGGUGGCUCCUGGCCGUCCUGCCUAUCGACCGGCGCUACCAGCUGUGUGUCCUCUCCAUGACUAGUCUCAAAGGGCGUUUGGAGAAGAUCCGGCACAUCCUCACAUAUCUACAGAGCAUCCCCGACAGCAACUAGGGCUUCCUCUUCAUUCUCCAUGCGAUGUUUGGGUUUUUUUUGUGAUUGACAUUUGGCCAGACCGUCUCAGGGAUACUGCCAUUGACACACAUUCUCUAACAUCAGACAUGAAUCUCAAACAGUGUGCGACUUGCACUUAGAAUGUGGAAAUGAACUUCCUCAAGUGUGAAGACUUUGUAUGUAGAUUUUUUUACUAUUCACAUGAAAGGUAGGAAGUAGUCUUUGAGAUGGUUUGGGCGACGUCAUACCUGUUGAAAACCGCAAGAAAGUUUGUUUCUCAAAAGGGAAAUCCAAAAUGCUGCGGAAAAAUUGAAAUAAGUGCAACAGGCUAGUACGAGAAUGAGCCCCAUUUUGUGUACAUUUUGUGUAUAUUCGGUCAUGCAGAGAAACGCUCAUGAAAAUCUUCCACCCAUACUCCUAAAAUCUUCCUAAAUUUCUCACAAAGCAUGAGAAUGUCUAAUUUCAUCUCUUACACCGUCAAUUUUCAACUACGUGUUAAAUUAACAAAUACAUUUUCAGGAAGAAUAUACGUUCUGACCUAAUGUUUCUAUUGAAAUGUAUUGAAUAGGGCAUAUUGCAAUAUGAAUUUGCAUUCAGUGUACUGUAUAUGCGUCUGUCAGGCAGACCUUUUAUAUUAAUCUCCAGUUCCCGCUGUGCUGGAGUUGAGAACCUGCACUGUUUCUGCAUUUGCCUUACACCAUUUUUGGACAUUGUGGUUUAAAGUUAGACCAUACUUUGUUACCAUUCCUUCCUUUCAUGGUAUGAAGUGUGUUCAAAUAGUAUUUUUUUCCAUCACUGUUAUGACUGUUUUAUGUAAAGAGAUUGUGUUAAGUUAAGCAUCAGAACUUUGAAUAAACGCUUCAAUUGCCAAACCCCCA